Molecule: messenger RNA, 1196 nt
Organism: Clarias gariepinus (North African catfish)
Lineage: Eukaryota; Metazoa; Chordata; Actinopteri; Siluriformes; Clariidae
Product: ADP-ribosylation factor-like protein 14
Exons: 1
Coding region: 252-857 (201 amino acids)
Biological process (GO): vesicle-mediated transport; intracellular protein transport
Cellular component (GO): cytoplasm
Molecular function (GO): GTP binding; GTPase activity
Source: RefSeq, a predicted model, not a curated record
ACGGUCACUGCUGGGGAAUCUCAGUGUGAAAGAGUACAGCGACAUUUCUCUUGGGAUUUGAGCCCUUUCCUUAUUCGUAAGAUUGUGGAUUGGCUGUGCUGUAUAAGAGGAGCACAACAAGAACACACAUCCAUUCAGAAGAAACAGUUGAAGCCAGGUUUGGAUUUGUAGCAACGAUCACGCAACCAGGAUAUUGCUAAAUCUAUAAGGUGCAUGGUUGAAUCUUUCAUCGUUCAGCAGAUUUAAAAACAAUGGGACAACAUGUCACCAAAGUUCCCUCAGAAGCUCGGAUUCUAAUGCUUGGCCUUGAUGGAUCUGGAAAGUCCACCUUGCUCUACAAGCUGAAGUACAACGAAGCCGUGGUGACCGUUCCCACUGUGGGUUUCAACGUGGAGAUGCUGGAGACCAAAGAAAAGGGUUUCGUGUUGACUGUGUGGGACGUCGGAGGCCAGCAUCAGAUGAGGGUUCACUGGGAGCACUACUAUCAGGACACAGCCGGCCUGGUGUUCGUGGUGGACAGUAAGGACAAGAUGAGGAUGGCAGAGGCAAAGCAGGAACUGGAGAAGAUCCUAGGAAAUAAGAGUCUGAAUGGCCUUCCGUUGAUUGUGCUGGCCAACAAGCAAGACUUGCCGGGAGCCGCAAGUGCUGGAGAUGUUGCGGAGAUCUUGAAGUUGAGGGAGAUUUGCGGAAACCGAAAAUGGUUUCUUCAGACGUGUUCAGCGAAGACCGGUGCCGGUUUGGAGGAGUGUUUCCGGAGGAUGGCCCACUUUCUUAAAACUGCAGUAGGUGAAGGAGGGGAAUGUCUCCAGAAAGGAAGGAAAUCAUUUAAAGCGAAGACACAGCAGGAUUAUUGGUAAAAAAAAAAAAUUAAAAAAAAAGGACUCCAGUCACGAUGACCUUCCAGCAAAAUACAUCCACAGCACAGCAGAGUCACAAUCUAAUCUCCUUUAAUGCACCACCUCUCUGUAAAUGUGGUAUGAAAAAAAAAACUUCUCUGCACUAUGUCUUGCACGUUUUUAAUGUGACUUUCCAAAAGGCUUCUACAUUCUUAUCUGUAAAUUUACUUGUGCUUGUACUUUUAUUUCUUUAUUCUUCUUGUUCUAUUUGGUAAAGUUUACUUUGCAAUUUAUUUAUUUAUUUCAUUUAUUACUUUACUUUGGUUAUUUAAAGGGGGAAAAAAUCUUUAUUCAUUUUUA